Messenger RNA from Amoebophrya sp. A25, 2173 nucleotides. NCBI's taxonomy places the organism in Eukaryota, Dinophyceae, Syndiniales, Amoebophryaceae. The record is from the annotation of a GenBank genome assembly.
AUGGAGAACCCGUGUUUGACCUUCGUCACGCCAACCCUUCUUGCUGGCGACCGCUCUCUAGCUGAUGUAGUAGCGCACGAGAUCUCUCACAGCUGGACAGGAAAUUUACGGUCCCACCCUUGAAUGGUGAAUGAUUUCAAGAAGAAACCCCUUGAGUUGAAGCGAGAUGAGCAAUCAAAGCCUAUAUAUAAGGAAAAUUAUGAAAGCAGUUGAAGCGAGAUGAACAAUCAAAGCCUAUAAGGAACGACCACUCGAAUACCACUUGACAGUGACUGACUACCUUUAAGAAACGUGAUCACGAAUUGUACUUGGGAGCACUUCUGGCUGAAUGAGGGGUGGACAGUGUGGCUCGAAAGGAAAAUUAAAAAGGAGUUUGUCAGGAGAAAAGGUACUCAUUACUAAGUAGUUUGAAGUUGACUUACUACUAUAUAUAAGUAGUUUGAAGUUGCUGGAAGUUUUAUUCGGAAGUUCAAGUUUUAUUUCUCUUCAUCUGAUCCUGCCAUAUGGAAGUUCAAGUUUUAUUUCUCUCUUCCUGCCAUAAAUAUUCAUGUUCAUCUUCACGAAAUCUUCAAAAAUAACUACUUUUUUUAGUUUUAUCUCCAUGUUGAAUCUGAAUGUCGAAACAGAAUCGUCCACUUCCGCUGCUGAGGAAGCUUACGCUGUCGCCGCUCAGGUAGGCUUAGCGCAUCUCACAGGCUCCGUCGAGCAUUUUGAGCGGUUGAAGCAACCUGAGUAUACCAGACUAGUCCCUAUCCUGGAAGGCGACAUCGAUCCGGAUGACGUCUUUUCCGCUGUGCCCUACGAGAAGGGCUAUAAUCUCCUCAACACCUUAGAGCAGACGGUUGGCGAGGAGAAAUUUUUGAAAAUCUUAGUCAAAAAUUACAUCGCCAAAUUCAAAUUCAAAACCAUCACGAGUGCAGAAUUCAAAACAUUCUGUAUGGAGGAAUGCUUUCCGAGUGGGGAGUUGAAGAGCAUUGAUUGGGACAUGUGGUUCUUUGCCUACGGCAUGCCGAAAAUGCCUUUCUCCUUCACCAGUGCUAGUAUCGCAGAAGCAACAACAUUGGCCGACUCAUGGGCGUCGAAUGAGGAGGAAAAGUUAUGGGGUCUUCUUGUACUGAGGACACGGUCGAGAGUUGUUGACAUGACGAUUUUUUUAGAGCUGGGCAACCUACGCCUACCAUCCUAUUUUAGAGCUGGGCAACCUGUGCCUUUCAUUGGAUGAAGCAACCUCUAAAACCAACAGAAGUACUAGAAAAACUUGCUACCGAUACGCAUGCUAAGUGGUCUGGAUGGAUUACCGAGACUCGACUGGUCUUUUUCGAACGACUGAAUAAGCAGAUGUUAAGGGUUGCAAGUUGACAUCUCUAUGCGCAUCUCUAUGGCUUCUUCAAGUAGGAAAGCCAUAGAUAUAAUGCGAGCUAGAGACGGCAACUCGCAACCUCUAAAGAUGAGCACCAAAACUAGCUCUUCUUGGUCUUCGGAAAAACUGGCUCUGUUCUCGACAAAAGCUUUAGCCGGCUUGUUGACAACGCAAAACUGCGAAUUGCUGUUUCAGUGGUUCCAGCUUCUCCUUAAAACGCCGCAUUGGAAGGACUAUGAAGGCGAAAUCACGAAAAUGCUGACGAGUCAGGGACGCAUGAAAUAUACCAGACCUUUAUAUCGUAGUCUCGCUUCAGCGGACUACGGAGUAUUAUGGCUUGCCCUAAUCCAUCCUCCGAAGCAUCUCGAAGCUGUCCGUCCCAUAAGGCGGGGAAAAGAGGCCCGGGAUGGAUUCCAGGAUGGACUAGGGUGAGCUCUAAGAGUAGCGAAGAAGCUGUUUGAAGGGAAUAGAGAUUUCUAUCAUCCCAUAUGCAGGAACAUUGUCGUAAAAGACAUUGCGAGCUUUGCGCCAACUACUACAACUGGUACUACAUGAACAAGCUGCAGAACUGGCACUGUAUCGUGUAACCAAACAAGAGAAAACAACAACUCCAUCUUCCUACAUCGUUUCCAUCCUCGUCUAGUACAUCAUGUGAACUCUACGCAAAGGGCUAUUUCUAUGACGUAGAAUGUCUUUCUACUCUGGUGGAGUCAACACGGCCUCUCGUCACCGUCAUUCAUCCGAUUGUUGUUCUUGGAGGCGGUGCUUUUGCUUUCUGGUUCAUCCUCCUGCUGGUUGCUCUCCGUUCUCAAA